Molecule: messenger RNA, 2362 nt
Organism: Lacerta agilis (Sand lizard)
Lineage: Eukaryota; Metazoa; Chordata; Lepidosauria; Squamata; Lacertidae
Gene: NCF2
Product: neutrophil cytosolic factor 2
Exons: 15
Coding region: 21-1568 (515 amino acids)
Biological process (GO): superoxide anion generation; respiratory burst; phagocytosis
Cellular component (GO): NADPH oxidase complex
Molecular function (GO): protein binding; superoxide-generating NADPH oxidase activator activity
Source: RefSeq, a predicted model, not a curated record
CUGCCCCGGAGUCCUUGGCCAUGUCCCUGGUGGAGACCAUCCGCCUCUGGAGCGAGGGUGUAUCUGCGGCAGAUCGCAAAGACUGGGCAGGAGCCCUGGCCGCCUUCACUGCGGUUCAGAAGCCUUCUUCCAAAAUCUGCUUUAACAUCGGCUGCAUCCACCUGAUCAUGGGGAAUUUGGAGGAGGCCCAGCAGGCUCUUACCAGAAGCAUUAACAAUGACAAACACUUAGCAGUGGCCUACUUCCACCGAGGAUCUGUGGCUUACCAGAUGGAAAUGUAUGAGUCAGCCAUUAAUGACUUGAAAGAGGCAUUUGCUCAGCUGCGAGGGAACAACCUAAUAGACUACAAGAUCCUUGGCCUGCAGUUUAGGUUGUUUGCCUGUGAGGUGUUAUACAACAUAGCCCUUGCCCAUUCCAAGCUGGAGGAGUGGAAGAAGGCUGAGGAGCAUCUGGCAAGGGCAAUGAAACUGAAGAGCGAACCCCGUCACAACAAAAUCGACAGGGCCAUGGAAUCCAUCCUGAAGCAAAGAUUGUUUCAGCCCUUUGUGAUCCCUGAAGGGAAGUUGUUUCGGCCAAAUGAGAAGCAAGUGGCGCAGCUGGAGAAGAAAGAUUACUUAGGGAAAUCUAUGGUUGUGGCUUCUGUGGUUGACAAUGAUGAGUUUUCAGGCUUUGCGCCUCUUCAGCCCCAGACAUCAGAACCACCUCCCAGACCAAAAUCACCAGAAGCCCUCAGGGCCCUGCAAGGAGAACCUCACAGAGUCCUGUACGAAUUCAUACCAGAAACAGCAGCGGAACUUGAAGUCCUUCCUGGAAACAUUGUUUUUGUCUUGAAGAAGGCGAAAGACAACUGGGCUACUGUUGUCUUUAAUGGGAAGCAAGGGAUCAUACCCUGCAACUUCCUAGAGCCAAUGGAAAUGAAAUUCUCUUCAAGGCAGCAAGGAAUUGGUGCAGAUGUUGACAUCCCUCCUCCACCCAGCUUUGCUGCCCCAGAUUGCCUUGAGAGGUGUCCCUCAGAUGAGAAAAUAGCACCACAGUUCGUUGGCCUGGACACCCCCUACAUUGUCAAGGUGCAUUACAAAUACACGAUAGCCCUGCAAGGGAGCCCCGAGGUGUCUUACUGCAACCUCUUGGAGAAAGUGUGCCUGAAGCUGGGACUCUCACCCCAGCACACGAAACUGAGCUACCGACCUACAGACAGCAAGGAACUGGUGCUGCUCAGUGAGGAUAGCAGGAUGGAGACCAUGUGGAGUCAUGCCAAGGACAAUUGCCUGACAUUAUGGUGCAGCAGCGAGCAGGCAGGCAAAGACGAUCUAAAUAUGGAAGAUGGAAAGGAGGCUGAGCAGAAGAUAACAAAACAGACAGAUGCCAAACAGGUUGUAGCACGGUAUACUUAUGAAGCCUGCCAGCCAGAGGACUUGGAAUUCCAACAGGGGGAGACAAUACUUGUUCUGGCUAAAGUGAAUGAUGAGUGGCUGGAAGGGGAGUGCAAUGGAAAAGUUGGCAUUUUCCCCAAAGCCUUUGUUGAAGAAGACAGCAGCCAAGACCCCAAAUCUUUUUCUACAGUGUAACAAGCUCAAAACCCUACAAAGAACCGAGAGGACCCCAAUGUGUUUUCCUCUGAAGGCAACUCAUCCCAUUAUAAGACAUUUAAUCCAUGUUCGCUGAAUCUUCUAGGGAUUGAUUUAUCUUAUUUUUUGAAUUUUAUAUUCUGCUUAAAUGAGUAUCCACUGAGGUCUGCACUGGGUUUUUUAACCCAUCUCCUAGCUAAAGCAUGAGCCAAAUUGGUUAUGUGAAAAAACUGUUGGGUUUAUCUUUCUAUGACCAGUCAUAAUAGUUACAGCAAUAGCAGACAACAUGGUUGUCCAUUUCAGUUUCUGGUAGGGGUUCCCAAGUCACAGUCUAUAGAGGACAUGCACACAGCUUUAAAUUCUCUUAAGAUGAAUCACCCUUGCCUUCUGAGGUCUGUUCUGCAUCCUCUUGCUGUUAUAAAGGUAACACCUUAUUUAUCAGGGCACCAUAUUCAAGAUGAAACAAAAUAUGCGGGAGAAGCUACAAGGCCUCUCAUGUCCUGCGACAGAAGAGUUUUGGUUGUUUUUCUUAACUGCACGUGUGUCUCUGGGAUACAACCUGGGAAUCCUAGUUAACAGACUUGAAAAGUUGGUUUGCAAGAAUUCAGCUUCCAGGUGAUUAAUAAUCAGCGGUUCAGUUACUCUGCAAUGCCUUUCCAGAAUGAUAGCUACAUUUUGAAAUGCUUAAUAAAUCCCUGAAAGGCAAUACAGCUCUCAGUAACUUUUAGAUGUCUGAAGUUUCCACAAAAAGCUGCAGUUCUGUCAUUUUCUCAAUAAAACUGCAUUGUUCUUUA